AUGGCUCCUCCCCUCGAGAUAUCCAUACCAACAACUACGACCUCAACCACUUCCCCGCCCUUCACAAUCUACAACAUCACCCUCCGCCUUCCUCUCCGCUCCUUCGCCCUCUCAAAGCGCUACUCCGACUUUGCAACUUUCCACACAACUUUGACGUCCCAAACAAACAGCGCGCCGCCACUGCCUCUCCCACCGAAGUCCUGGCUAUCAAAUACAGUCUCAAACGCUGACCUCCGCGAAUCACGCCGCCAGGGCCUCGAGUCCUACCUCCGCGCCAUCAACGAAGAUUCGGACUCCCGAUGGCGCAACUCACCAGCCUGGCGCGCUUUCCUGAACCUGCCCAGCCUCGGUAGUAACAACCAUAGUAACGAGAACAUCACCGCAUCUUCCGCGCGUCUGCACGCCGCAGCAACAGGACCGGGCCUUCUCAACGGAGAACCCAUUUCGGAUCCAACGUUAUGGCUAGACUGCUACCGAGACUUAAAAUCGCAGCUCCAUGAUGCGAGAUUACAUCUUACUAGACGGGAUCAGGAGACGACGCCUCAACGGCAACAUGAGAGCUCGGCGCGGGCGAAGAGCUCUCUUGUGCGUGCGGGUUCGCUGAUAUCUGCAUUGGAGGAUGGCCUGAAGCGGAUAGCCGAUAGUGGAAAUGGGAGUGCACAAGGGAACGGGCGGUAUACUAGCUCGACCUCGCUCGGGGAAGGCGAGAUUCGACGUCGGAAGGACCUCCUGAUCAACGCGCGGAAGGAGAAAGAUGGAUUGGAGGAUCUACUGAACGCCAUGGCGGCGAAGAGCAGAGUCGACAACGCCAUUGCAUCGAUCAAGGACAAAGAGGCGCUCAUUGGGGCAGCGAAUAGUGCGGGAGGUGCAGGAGGCAGUGGCAGGAGACCCGCAAGAUCGGGAAGGGUGCUUGGGAAGGAGACAGAGCGGACGCGCGAGCUGGACAACCAAGGUGUGUUGCAGUUGCAGCGGGAUACGAUGCAGCAGCAGGAUAUGAGUGUGGAGGAGCUGCUGAAGAUUGUGAGGAGGCAGAAGGAGCUCGGGAUCCAGAUCAAUGAGGAAUUGGAGGUGCAGAAUGAGAUGUUGCGGAUGGUAGAUGAGGAUGCGACGAGACUUCAGCAGAAGGUUGAUAUUGGCAAGAAGAGACUGGGGAAAAUCUCAUAG
Molecule: messenger RNA, 1164 nt
Organism: Aspergillus mulundensis
Lineage: Eukaryota; Fungi; Ascomycota; Eurotiomycetes; Eurotiales; Aspergillaceae
Product: Qc-SNARE protein
Exons: 2
Coding region: 1-1164 (387 amino acids)
Cellular component (GO): intracellular membrane-bounded organelle
Molecular function (GO): phosphatidylinositol binding
Source: RefSeq, a predicted model, not a curated record